Messenger RNA from Sorex araneus (European shrew), 3913 nucleotides. RefSeq names its product glutamate ionotropic receptor NMDA type subunit 1 (gene GRIN1). The record is from RefSeq and is a predicted model, not a curated record. Gene Ontology annotation, molecular function: NMDA glutamate receptor activity. Gene Ontology annotation, biological process: monoatomic ion transport; ionotropic glutamate receptor signaling pathway; chemical synaptic transmission. The transcript is spliced from 21 exons. Gene Ontology annotation, cellular component: NMDA selective glutamate receptor complex; neuron projection; plasma membrane. Lineage: Eukaryota; Metazoa; Chordata; Mammalia; Eulipotyphla; Soricidae. Bases 196 to 3075 code for a protein of 959 amino acids.
GCGGGGCGGAGGCGGCGGCUGCGGGCUCGCGGCUGCCGCAGCACCGCGCCGAGGGCCCUUCAGCACCGCGGACAGCGCCGGCCGCCGGCCCUCGGCGCCGAGGACGCGGCGAGGCACGGCCGGGGUCCCGCCGGGGGUGCGCCGCGCGCCCCGCGUUCGCGCUGCCCAGAGCCGGGGCGCCGCUGCCCGGAGCCCAUGAGCGCCAUGCAUCUGCUGACACUCGUCCUGCUCUUCUCCUGCUCCUUCGCGCGCGCCGCCUGCGACCCCAAGAUCGUGAACAUCGGCGCGGUGCUGAGCACGCGUAAGCACGAGCAGAUGUUCCGCGAGGCCGUGAACCAGGCCAACAAGCGGCACGGCUCCUGGAAGAUCCAGCUCAACGCCACGUCGGUCACCCACAAGCCCAACGCCAUCCAGAUGGCCCUGUCGGUGUGCGAGGACCUCAUCUCCAGCCAGGUCUACGCCAUUCUGGUUAGCCAUCCCCCCACCCCCAACGACCAUUUCACCCCCACCCCCGUCUCCUACACAGCCGGCUUCUACCGCAUCCCCGUGCUGGGGCUGACCACGCGCAUGUCCAUCUACUCUGACAAGAGCAUCCACCUGAGCUUCCUGCGCACGGUGCCGCCCUACUCGCACCAGUCGAGCGUGUGGUUCGAGAUGAUGCGCGUGUACAGCUGGAACCACAUCAUCCUGCUGGUCAGCGACGAUCACGAGGGCCGCGCGGCGCAGAAGCGCCUGGAGACGCUGCUGGAGGAGCGCGAGUCCAAGAGUAAAAAAAGGAACUAUGAAAACCUCGACCAACUGUCCUAUGACCACAAGCGCGGACCCAAGGCCGAGAAGGUGCUGCAGUUCGACCCGGGGACCAAGAAUGUCACCGCCCUGCUCAUGGAGGCGCGAGAGCUGGAAGCCCGGGUCAUCAUCCUCUCGGCCAGCGAGGACGACGCCGCCACCGUGUACCGCGCGGCCGCGAUGCUGAACAUGACGGGCUCCGGCUACGUGUGGCUGGUGGGGGAGCGCGAGAUCUCGGGGAACGCCCUGCGCUACGCCCCCGACGGCAUCAUCGGGCUGCAGCUCAUCAACGGCAAGAACGAGUCGGCGCACAUCAGCGACGCGGUGGGCGUGGUGGCGCAGGCGGUGCACGAGCUCCUGGAGAAGGAGAACAUCACCGACCCGCCGCGGGGCUGCGUGGGCAACACCAACAUCUGGAAGACGGGGCCGCUCUUCAAGAGAGUGCUGAUGUCUUCCAAGUACUCGGAGGGGGUGACCGGUCGUGUGGAGUUCAACGAGGACGGGGACCGGAAGUUUGCCAACUACAGCAUCAUGAACCUGCAGAACCGCAAGCUGGUGCAAGUGGGCAUCUACAAUGGCACCCAUGUCAUCCCCAAUGACAGAAAAAUCAUCUGGCCAGGAGGGGAGACGGAGAAGCCACGAGGGUACCAGAUGUCCACCAGGCUGAAGAUCGUGACGAUCCAUCAGGAGCCUUUCGUGUACGUCAAGCCCACAAUGAGCGAUGGAACAUGCAAGGAAGAAUUCACGGUCAAUGGGGACCCGGUCAAGAAGGUGAUCUGCACGGGGCCCAACGACACGUCUCCCGGCAGCCCACGACACACGGUGCCCCAGUGCUGCUACGGAUUCUGCAUUGACCUGCUCAUCAAGCUGGCGCGGACCAUGAACUUCACCUACGAGGUGCACCUGGUGGCCGACGGCAAGUUCGGCACGCAGGAGCGGGUCAACAACAGCAACAAGAAAGAAUGGAACGGGAUGAUGGGAGAGCUUCUCAGCGGGCAGGCGGACAUGAUCGUGGCGCCACUGACCAUCAAUAACGAACGCGCUCAGUACAUCGAGUUCUCUAAGCCCUUCAAGUACCAAGGCCUGACCAUUCUGGUCAAGAAGGAGAUUCCCCGGAGCACACUGGACUCGUUCAUGCAGCCCUUCCAGAGCACGCUGUGGCUGCUGGUGGGGCUGUCCGUCCACGUGGUGGCCGUCAUGCUGUACCUGCUGGACCGCUUCAGCCCCUUCGGCCGGUUCAAGGUGAACAGCGAGGAGGAGGAGGAAGAUGCGCUGACCCUGUCCUCAGCCAUGUGGUUCUCCUGGGGGGUCCUUCUGAACUCUGGCAUCGGAGAAGGUGCUCCCCGGAGCUUCUCUGCUCGCAUCCUGGGGAUGGUGUGGGCCGGCUUCGCCAUGAUCAUCGUGGCCUCCUACACUGCCAACCUGGCAGCCUUCCUGGUGCUGGACCGGCCAGAGGAGCGCAUCACUGGCAUCAAUGACCCCCGGCUGAGAAACCCGUCGGACAAGUUCAUCUACGCCACGGUGAAGCAGAGCUCGGUGGACAUCUACUUCCGGAGGCAGGUGGAGCUGAGCACCAUGUACCGGCACAUGGAGAAGCACAACUACGAGAGUGCGGCGGAAGCCAUUCAGGCCGUGCGGGACAACAAGCUGCACGCCUUCAUCUGGGACUCGGCCGUGCUGGAGUUCGAGGCCUCGCAGAAGUGCGACCUGGUCACCACGGGCGAGCUGUUCUUCCGCUCUGGCUUCGGCAUCGGCAUGCGCAAGGACAGCCCCUGGAAGCAGAACGUCUCUCUGUCCAUCCUCAAGUCCCACGAGAACGGCUUCAUGGAAGACCUGGACAAGACGUGGGUGCGGUACCAGGAGUGCGACUCACGCAGCAACGCCCCUGCAACCCUCACCUUCGAGAACAUGGCAGGGGUCUUCAUGCUGGUGGCCGGGGGCAUCGUGGCUGGGAUCUUCCUUAUCUUCAUCGAGAUCGCCUAUAAGCGCCACAAGGACGCCCGCCGGAAGCAGAUGCAGCUGGCCUUCGCCGCGGUGAACGUGUGGAGGAAGAACCUGCAGGAUAGAAAGAGUGCUAGAGCAGAGCCCGACCCUAAAAAGAAAGCCACAUUUAGGGCUCUCACCUCCACCCUGGCUUCCAGCUUCAAGAGGCGUAGGUCCUCCAGAGACACGAGCACCGGGGGUGGACGCGGCGCUUUGCAAAAGCAAAAAGACACGGUGCUGCCGCGACGCGCUAUUGAGAGGGAGGAGGGCCAGCUGCAGAUGUGCGCCCGCCAUAGGGACAGCUGAGACGCCCUGCCCGCCCUCCCCCCUCCCGCAGACACCCGGACCGCGGCCUGGCCACGCACAGUCCCGGAGCACCCAGGCCGCCCCCAGGCCGGCCCACCAGUCCAGGCCCCGCGCGCGCCCGAGCCCGGGCUAACGGCCGCCUUGUCUGUAUUUCUAUUUUGCAGCAGUACCAUCCCACUGAUAUCACGGGCCCGCUCAACCUCUCAGAUCCCUCGGUCAGCACCGUGGUGUGAGGCCCCCGGAGGCGCCCGCCUGCCCAGUUAGCCCGGCCAAGGACACUGAUGGGUCCUGCUGCUCGGGAAGGCCUGAGGGAAGCCCAGCCGCCCCACAGACUGCCCACCCUGGCCUGCCUGGCGGGCAGCCCCUGCUGGACCGAGGCGCGGACCAGAGCAGCUGCGGACGGAGCAGAGCUGAGCUGGCUGGGCAGGGCCGCGGGCGCUCCGGCAGAGGCAGGGCCCCGGGGUCUCUGCGCGGUGGGGCCGGGGGCUAGCACGCUCCGGGCGGAGGGGCUUGGAGCGGACAGAGGCCCCCCGCAGGGGCGGGCCAGGACCUGCGCCGCCAGGGGAGGGGCCCCGGUCCCAGCUGCGGGGUCGCCCGCUAGCCGCCCCCUCCCGCCUCGCUCUCCCUCCCCGUCCCCUGGCUCCACGCACGCCUCCCGUCACACCCCGCGGACCAGACCCCGCCGGGGAGCCGGCCCUGCCCCCUCCAGGCAGACCCGCGACCUCGCUGCCAGUCGCUCUCCAGGGCUCCCCCCGCCCCCGCGACUCCCGUCCUCGCCCCGCGCGCCCCCGCCCGCCCCGGUGUGUGCAGUGGUGAUGUCUAAAGGAAUGUCACGCAG